AUGGAAAAUCAAACAACUGUAUCUGAAUUCACACUGCUAGGCUUUUCAUACCUUCCAAAGCUUGAACACCAGGUCUUCUUUAUGUUUCUACUUAUCUAUCUCACAAGCCUGAGUGGGAAUCUUUUGAUCAUGAUCCUCAUCCUCACCGAUAACCAUCUUCACACCCCAAUGUACUUUUUUCUUGGAAACCUGGCCUGCGUGGACAUCUGCUAUUCUCAAGUCACUGGUCCACGAAUGCUUUUGGACUUCUACUCUAAGAAGAAGAUCAUAUCCUAUAGAUCAUGCUUGAGCCAAGCUUUUUUCUUUAUGUGUUUUGCUAGUUAUGAAUGCUUCCUGCUGGUUGUGAUGUCAUAUGACAGAUAUGUUGCUGUGUGUCAGCCUCUGCAUUAUGUGAAAAUAAUGAGUUGGAAAAAUUGUACCAAGCUGAUUAUUGUAGUAUGGGCUUUAGGAUCAAGCUACUCUUUAGUUGAAAUACUGCUCACCCUGAGGUUGACAUUUUGUGGUCCAUAUACCAUUCAUAAUUUCUUUUGUGAUCUUCCCCAGUUGUUGAAUGUUUCAUGUACAGAUACAUUCAUCAACAUGCAAGUACUAUUUGUGUUAGGAGGACUUAUAUCAAUCAGUGCUUCCUCUACCACAUUUUUGCCAUAUGUUUCCAUAUUCUACACAGUCCAUAAGAUUCAGACCAAAAAUAUAAAACUCAAAGCUUUCUCGACCUGUUCAUCUCACCUCACAGUCAUUUGUAUUUUCUAUGGAACUCUAUGUUUUGCAUACUUGCACCCACACUCAAGGCAUUUUGAUGCAGAUAUAGUGGUGGCUGUUGUGUACACAGCAAUUUUACCCCUACUAAAUCCCAUAAUCUACAGUCUGAGAAAUGGGGAGAUCAGAAGUGCUUUAGGAAGAAUAAAAAAAAAAUAUUUUUUCUAA
Molecule: messenger RNA, 924 nt
Organism: Xenopus laevis (African clawed frog)
Lineage: Eukaryota; Metazoa; Chordata; Amphibia; Anura; Pipidae
Product: olfactory receptor 1009
Exons: 1
Coding region: 1-924 (307 amino acids)
Source: RefSeq, a predicted model, not a curated record